GAAGGCCCCAAGUUAAUGAGGCGUGCGCCGGCAGCCGAGCGCUUCUCGGAGUUGGGCUUUCCCCCGCGGUGCGGGCGCCAGGAGCCGCCUUUUCCGCUGGGUGUCACUCGGGGGUGGGGAGGAUGGCCCAUUCAAAAGCGCCGCGAGGGGGCCCGGCCAGUGCCCUUCAGUGAGCGCUCGCAAGAGGACGGCAAAAGCCAGGCAGCUCGCAGCUCCAGGACCUUGUGGCGUAUCAGGACGCGGUUGCCCUUUUGCCGGGACUCAGAACCGCCACCACCGCUCUGCCUCCUACGUGUUAGCCUCCUCUGCGCACUCCGGGCAGGCGGCCGUGGGAGCCGUUGGGGCGAGGACGGCGCGCGGCUGCUACUGCUGCCCCCAGCCCGGGCGGCAGGAAGAGGAGAGGCCGAGCCAAGCGGUGGCCCCCCUUAUGCCGGGAGGAUGCUGGAGAGCAGCGGUUGCAAGGCACUGAAGGAGGGCGUACUGGAGAAGCGCAGCGACGGGUUGCUGCAGCUCUGGAAGAAAAAGUGCUGCAUCCUCACUGAGGAGGGGCUGCUACUUAUCCCGCCCAAGCAGCUGCAACACCAACAGCAACAGCAGCAGCAACAACCCGGGCAGGGGACGGCUGAGCCGUCGCAACCCAGUGGCCCCGCUGUCGCCAGCCUUGAGCCCCCGGUCAAGCUCAAGGAAUUGCACUUUUCCAACAUGAAGACCGUAGACUGCGUGGAGCGCAAGGGCAAGUAUAUGUAUUUCACUGUGGUGAUGGCAGAGGGCAAGGAAAUUGACUUUCGGUGCCCGCAGGACCAAGGUUGGAACGCCGAGAUCACUCUGCAGAUGGUGCAGUACAAGAAUCGUCAGGCCAUCCUGGCGGUCAAGUCCACGCGGCAGAAGCAGCAGCACCUGGUCCAGCAGCAACCUCCGCAGCCACAGAUUCAGCCCCAGCCUCAAUCCCAGCCCCAGCUCCAGCCCCAGCCCCAGCCCCAGCCCCAACCCCAACCUCAACCCCUACCCCUACCCCAACCCCAACUCCAACUCCAGUCUCAGCCCCAACCCAAGCCUCAGCAGCUUCAUCCAUACUCGCAUCCUCAUCAGCACCCGCACCCGCACCCUCAUCCUCACCAACUACAACAUCCGCACCAACAAACGCACUCGCAACAGCACUCGCAGCCACUCGGCCACCGGCUUCUCCGCAGCACCUCCAACUCUGCCUGAAGGGGGCAGUACUUGGGCCAGACAAGGUUUUGAGGACUUGAGGAAGUGGGACAAGCAGAUUUCUAUUGUCUUCACUUGGAUCAAAAACAAAACAGUCUCCCCGCCCUGCACCAGACCAAGUAGUUUGGACAUCACCUGAUAACUUGCAGUUCCUCUUAGUUUUCUGCAUAUUCUUCAUCACAACGCAGGGAUCGAUUUUGAGUCAAGAAGACUUUAUUUAUGAACCUUUGAAAGGAUCUUCUAAUUUAGUGGACCGUCUAGAAGCUAUGAUGUACUGUAAUUUUAUUUUAAUGUAUUUUGGUUUAUGGUUAUUUAUUAGUUUUUUUAAAUACUUGCUCUAAGACAUUUCUGAAUGUAGGUCAUUUUCCCAAAAACCUAUUCCCUAGUAAGUUCUAAUCUUAGAAAAGAUAAAAAGGAUGGUGGAGAGGAAAACAUUAAGAAUACAGUCAAUAUUCCCAGGGCAUUUUCAGGAGGUCUGACACUUUCAUUGUUGAAAUUAAACUCUGAUAUUACUUUUUUUUUUUUGAGGUUUCUUCCUUAGACAUAUAGUAUAUGUAGAACAGAAUUUUUUAAAAAGCUAAGAGCUCAGAAUUGUGUAAUUAUGAAAAUCUAAUGAUCAAGAUAAUGCUUUCGGAAAUCAGUAGUAAUGACAUCUGAUUUCAAAAUAUCUAGAACAUAACCUAAUUGAUGGCAGAAUGGUCAUGUCUUAAAUAUGUGGUAGGGCUGGGUCCGCUGUAGGAGUUUAUAUAAUCUGUGUGUGAAGGUUUAAUAAGGGUUCUUUUUGAGGGUUGGAGGGUGUACUCAGUGGUAGAGUUCCAGGCUCUGAGUUCAAUCUCCAGUACCAAAAAAGCAAAACAAAAACAGUCCUUUUAAUUGUGCUUUCUGAAUAUGAAUGCAUUAGAUGUUUCAGUUAGAAAAUGUAGUGUGGUUGGGCGGGUUGUGGGGGGGAUCAUUCAACUUGUUUAAAAGUAUUUGUGCUCCUGUCCAUACUGAAGUACCCUUCACCAAGAGCUUUGCACACUUGAAUUGAACCACAUUUUCUUAUCCUUUCAGUUUGUUCUACAAGCACACUAAGAAUCUCAUAGUUUAAAAUAUAGUUUGUAAAUAUAUCAAAGGACUAGAAGUCAUAUUUUUUUAUUUUCAUACAGAAAAUAAUGUUGAUUUGAAGAACCAACUGUUUUUAUUGUUCUGUGAGAAAUUAGAGAAGUUAUAUGUUUUCCUAGGUUAGCUAAACUCAGAAUUGAAAAAGGAAGGACUGGAUAAACAAUGGAUUUCAGUAAGAAAACAACCCCAGUCUUGUUUUAGCAGCCAUUUGUUUAGGAGUCUGAGGGGGGUGGGGGAGAGAGGAUGUGCUUUUAAAGGUAGAACAAACCUCCUUCUGUGUUAAAUCAAAAGGAUGGUCAGAAUCCACCAGGGCAGAUGCUACUUAGAAAGAGCCAUAGAGGGUACCAAAUCCUCUUGGGGCUAAAAAUCACUUCCUAUCUGCAUGGCUUUCAAAAUGGGUCUCUGUUUUCCAGUGUCUUUUUCACAGUGUCUUGGUCAGUAUUUUUCCAGCAUUUAAAUUGGAAUGGUCAUUGUAGACCACUGCUAAACUAUACAGUCAAGAAAUGAAAAUAGAAUUGUAUGCUGGAGAUGUCUUUAUUCUCCUUCUAUUUAGAAAGGAAUUUCAAUGAAUUUUAAAUGAUGCAACUUUGAGAUAAUAACUCUUACCCAAGAAGUUACAGGGGAAAAUUAAAACUUAUACAAAUAGCACAAAACAAAACAUAAGUGAACUCCCACUUCUAGGGGCUGUUUAGGUUGAAGUUGUAAAAAUGUACUGUCAAGAUUUAAAGACAUUAUAGGUAUAUGGGACAGCUCAGAGAGACAAGGUCAAAAGAGUUCUUAAAUUCAGUUUGAUCUGACUUAGGAAAUGCCUAAUAAUACUGUAGUUUUAAUACAUGUAGAUCAUAAUAACCCCAAUUAAUCCACAGCUCUGUUUCAAAUGGAAGAUUUUUCUUCUAAAUAAUUGUGUUAUAAACAUUUGUACCAAAUACUUUGAAAAUUAAGAUUGAUGUAGGUUUUUUUAAAAGGCAUUUGUAUGUUGUUAGCUUAUGUACAGAGCUAGAUAAUCUCAUUGUUGAAAAAAAUAUGCUCCAGUUUUCUCUUGGCUGCUCCAGUUUUCCCCCUACAAUGGCCAUGGCUCUUAGUGGUACUGCCAGAAUCAUGGUUUCUUGUUCUUCCAUAGCCCUUGUCCCUUGGUCUACUGUGAGAUUUAUAUUAACUUGACCAUCACUAUGGCAGUCUAGUUAGAAUCAAUCCCUCUUAGCAUUUAACUGUGAAAUUUCAGAAACUAGCAGAAGUAGGAUGGUUUUUAUUGUUUUAACACUUUGAAACUCUUCUGGCUUAAUAAUUUUUCCAGAGCAAAAUAACAUGCAUGUUCAACAAAACUAAACAAAAAUAUAAAUAUACAUCAUUUGAUAUCUCAGUGGCUCUGUCCUACCUGGAAGGAAAUGAUACAAACCACCUAUGGUACUGUGAAGCCUGACAAGUCAGCUUCAUGGAAAAAGAUUCAAAAAAAUACUUUCAACUAACCCAAGAAAAAGAACAAAAGGGCAGGUCUAAUAGAACCACCCUCUCAAACACAAACAAACAUCAAAUGUGAAAAGUUAAAAAAGUAGUGUCCCAUCUGGAAAUUGAACUUUUGUCCUUGAACUCUUAUUGGCACCCAGCCUACAAUGCAGCUAGUUACCAUUUGUAGGGACAAAUGAUUGAAAAAAGAAAAAAAAUAUGUAACUCCUCAGCACCCAGGAGGUGGUUUCUCUUGCCUCACUGAGUGCUUCCUUCACUAGCUCUCAAGUUCCCUGAGAACAACAAAUUCAGGGACAGGCUAAGCAUCAUGAAGCUCCUUCAUUCUUUCUUAGCAGAAAUCCACUUAGAUCUGCCUGUGCCCUACAGGGAGUGUUGAGGUCAGUGAAUAAACAUCUAUAAAAGAGCCUUUUCAAAAUGAACAUUUUUCCUCAUUGAGCAAGCUGAGAUUCUCUAAUCAUGUAUGAGUCAAGCCAACUUGUAUCAUUUCACUUCUAAUGAUGGCAAGAAAAAAAAAAAGAAAAAGAAAAACCGAAACUCUAUGUAUUGCUUAAAGGAGCUCUCCUUAUGUGUAAAUACUCUUAUGAAGUCUGGCUUAAGUUGAAAAAUCCAUUUUAUUUUUUGCUCUCAUACAUGAAGUGCUCUGUGUUUCUCUAAAAAUGCCCUAACACUAAACAACUUUUCUGCCUGUUCAAAUACAUCAUUUGUUUUCUGCCUCCUCCCCAGAAAGUCAUGUGGUAUCAUUUAGCUGCAGGUGUUAACCGUAUGAUAGUAGCAGGCUUAGAAGGGUCUAAGACUUGAGCAAGCACGCAGCAAUUCCAGGAACAUAGAACUUUGUGGGAUGAGGAGAGGUCUGCAAGCAGUUGCUUUGUGCGUGUAUGUGUGUGUGUGAGAAUGUGUGUGUGUGUGAGAGAGAGAAAACCUAAUUCAUUUUUGCUUUAUCAAUACAUACCAUCAGCAGACUAAAUUUAAAACUUGGAAAUUAUGUAUCAUGAUAUUGCAGCUAUCAGUGUGAUUCCUUCUAGAGAAAUACACCUGUUAACCUAAAGCAACCUAAAAUGUUUUAAUUGUGAAAAUAUGUUGAAUAGGUUUUAGGAACUCUUUUCUAAAAAUUCUUGACACAGUUUUGAAGGGUGAUGUUUUGGAUCUGCAAUGUUAAAUAUCCAAUCCAGUUAUGGGGGAUUGGGUGACAAAGUGAUCUGUGACUUUGUUGUUAGGAUAUUUGCCAAAUGGAGUAGGAUCCAUCGGAGUUUUCUUAGGGCAUACUUGAGGCUGGGGCUGUUGCUCAGCAGUAAAACACUUGUCUAGCAAGGCAGUGGGUUCCAUCCCAAGCACCACAAAGACAAUAAAAAAAGAAAAAACCAGGUAGGGUGGUGCAUUCUUGUACAAUGAAGGAAACAGAAGGACUCCUAGUCAUUAGAAGUAUUUGCAUACAACUCCCCAGUGCUCUGAAGCUGGCUUGCUGGUGAUUGGACAAUGGAGAAGCAUGUUUUCCAAGAAAGAUAAAAGUCUUUGUUACAUUCCACCAUCAGCUGUCAGUUUUCUACUCCAAGUUUCAGAACACAUGAACAAUAGCUUCUGGAAAGCAAGUACUACCAUGUACCAAAUGUUUUACAAACUGUCACACUGCAAACUUAAUAGUGUGGUUGGAAUUUGUGUAAAUGUGUCUCAAGUGAUUUUGAAGAGAUGUGAUUUAUUUUUCAUAUUAUCAAAAUGCAUUCCAUUUCAAAUAAAGCAUCUAUUCAGUCA
Molecule: messenger RNA, 5523 nt
Organism: Marmota monax (woodchuck)
Lineage: Eukaryota; Metazoa; Chordata; Mammalia; Rodentia; Sciuridae
Gene: Phlda1
Product: pleckstrin homology like domain family A member 1
Exons: 2
Coding region: 16-1209 (397 amino acids)
Biological process (GO): positive regulation of apoptotic process
Cellular component (GO): nucleus
Molecular function (GO): phosphatidylinositol phosphate binding
Source: RefSeq, a predicted model, not a curated record